Aspergillus puulaauensis is the source of this 309-nucleotide messenger RNA. Its product is annotated as LYR motif-containing protein 2. Gene Ontology annotation, cellular component: mitochondrion. Bases 1 to 309 code for a protein of 102 amino acids. The transcript has 5 exons. The record is from RefSeq and is a predicted model, not a curated record. Lineage: Eukaryota; Fungi; Ascomycota; Eurotiomycetes; Eurotiales; Aspergillaceae.
AUGCGGGCAUCGCUGAAAUUGUUCGCUGGGGUCACUUCCAACCGGCCGUCAAAGCUUAGGAAACCAGCGAUCAGCUUAGACCAUUUUAUUCAGAGGCAGCGUGUUAUUUCUCUAUGGCGCGAAAUUGUCAGAGCGUUACACAAAAUCCCCAAUUCUCCCACUCGAAGGGAGCUAAGAGAUUACGCUCGUACUGAAUUUGAGCGUCAUCGAAAUGUCACUGACUUACAGCAUAUCCGGUACCUGACUUCGACUGGGAAGUCUGAAUUUGACAUGAUGAAACGAUAUAUCGAUGAACAGGCUGCAGCCUGA